AUGACAACCGAGUCAUUCUUAAAGUCGUUGCCUAUCGUCUCACCUACCUUCCACCAUCAAGUCUGGUUGCCUUCGCUCACACUUUCCUUGGAAUUAACCUAUCCGAUCCACUGCUUGAGUGCAAGUAGCCCGCUUAUCAUUCCACUUGAGGAUGAUUCAAAGAGGUCACUGCGUUCGGGGUCUGGCAAGAGAAGUCAAGGAGUACCGGCCAAAGGAUCUCAAGAAACAUCCUUAGUACCCACACCCCUCUCAUUUAAAUAACUUCACCUGGCUAUGUUGAAUAUUCGUAAAUCACAGGAGCGAACACUGGCUUUUUGCAAAUCUAUUAGUCAAUUGCUUAACACCAAAUUUACCAAGCCAACAGCAAAAGUGGAUUAG
Messenger RNA from Cinara cedri, 378 nucleotides. The record is from the annotation of a GenBank genome assembly. Lineage: Eukaryota; Metazoa; Arthropoda; Insecta; Hemiptera; Aphididae.